Molecule: messenger RNA, 2289 nt
Organism: Rotaria socialis
Lineage: Eukaryota; Metazoa; Rotifera; Eurotatoria; Philodinida; Philodinidae
Source: the annotation of a GenBank genome assembly
AUGACAACAAAUUGUCCAUCGUUUGUUCGACAUCAAUCACUUGAAGCUACCCAAGUAAUACCAUUAUUUGAUUCCACAACAACAACAUUUACUUCGACACCGCCAUUUAAACCUAAAGCUGGCGAAGUCUAUGUUAUGAAAUUAGAUAUUGGUCAUGAAAAUGAUUGGCGUAGUGAUGGUUAUCGUUGGGUUCAAAUAGCUGCUAGACGUUUGCCAACACAUAAUCCUGUUAUUAAAAAGUGUUAUUUUCAUGCUGGACAAAAAAAUAAAAAGAAGAGCAAAGACUUUGAAAAACAAGCAUUUGUAUCGCUUGUUGAUCCAUCCAAAGUCGUUGUACAAUAUCUUGGUGAUGAAAAUGUAGCUGAAGAAUUUCCUCAUGGAAAUUCAAAGAAAAAUACUAAACCAUUUUUUCGUACGCGUCCAUCAUUACUCAAUAAACUCAUAUCGGAAGCAGCCACAAAUGCUGAAACAGCACAAAUAUUUAAACAAUAUACAUCUAAUAAUUCUCAUGAACAUGAUGACGAUGAUAACGAUGAUGAUGAUGAAGAAGAAUCACCAGCCAAUAAUUCUAUGGAAGCAGAUGAAACAGUCGACGAUAGCGAUCAAAAGAAAUCUUCUAUGAUUAAACAUGAACUAAAAAAAACAAAAGUUGGACCUGAAGUUUUAUCUCAACCGCGUAAUAUUGAACAAAUAAGAAAUGUUAAACGACGUUUAGCACGUCGUCUUGUUGCAUCAGCUGACGAAAUAUCAGAAUUGUAUCGAUUUGCACGUGAAACACCCAAUUACAUUGUUCGUUUUACUUUAAUACCAAAUAUUGUUGCUAUUGCAUUUUCCAAUGAAUCUAUGCAUGAAUUUAAUUUACUAUUAGAUCAUCCGGAUCUUUUAUCACAACAACAAGUUCUUAUUACAUUUGAUUCAGCCUAUACAAUUAAUGCAUUUCAUGUUACAUGUGUGUUCUAUCGUCAUAUCGCCAUGAAAGAAGAACCGUGUAUUUUACUUGGUUGUGCAUUACACAAUCGUCGUUCUGAUGAUGUGUAUGAAUAUAUUCUAACACAUUUAAAACAACAGUGUCCAAAUAUCGAAUCACGUUGUUUAUUUAUAAUUGACAGUGAAGGUAAUACAUUAAAAAACAACUAUCUCUCAAUAUUUUUGCCACAUCUACGCGUAAUUCAUACAUGGAAUUAUGUUUUUUCACAACUACGCGCAUGGCUAUUGCAAAAUGGUCGUACACAAGCUGAUUAUCAAUUUUAUAAUGCUGAACUUAAAUCAUUACUAUUAUGUGCUGAUAUGUUAACAUUCACACGAUUGUACGAUCGUUGCAAAUCAAAUUGGACACAAGAAUUUCGAACGUAUUUCGAACAAAUUAUUUUACCAUUAGUCGACACAGAUCUCGGAUCAUGGGUACUAAAAAAAUAUGAUCUAUUCGAUGCUUAUUCCGGUAUUAAAGGACUUGUUUGUGAUCCGAUGCAAGCUGUGGCUGUUCAAUUACGUGAUUGGCGUGAGUCUCGUUUCGAUAGUGGAGCGAUGGCUUUUUAUUGGUUGCAAAUGUAUUUUGUUCAGCAAAUACGAAAGUCAUAUUCACGUCUCGGUGGUAUAUACACCUUAAAACAAGGUCUAUAUGAAAAAUGGGCUAUGGCAGCUGUGGCGGCGAUUGCUUCUCACGAGCCAGUAAAAGCAUUAGUACCAGAAAAAAUUGUUGAACACGUUCGAGCUAAAGUUAUUAUAUCUUCUGUACAUCAUCCACAUUUACAAGCUAAACGAAGUAAUGAACAACAAAUUUUAACAUUAUCACCCAUCAAACGACUUAAAACGACGACGACGUACGAUAAUUCACAUCAUCAUCAUCAGCCAUGUAUCAUUGCAACAACGACGACAACACCACAUCAUGUAACGACGGCUGAUUUAAAAGCAACAUUACUUGCUGCUGCAGCUGCACAACAACCACGAACGAUGACAAUACGACGAAUAGCUACAACAACAAGUCCGCAACAACAACAACAACAAACGACAUUUCGUCUUACAACAACUCCCUCUGCUUCCUCGUCACAGCAACCACAACAAUUCAUAAUAACAACAGCUGGCACCGCGUUACCCCUCUCGCAAACGACAACAACUACAGGACUAGUUGAUGACUCAUCGAUGUAUGACGAUGGUACAGCUGAUUUAAGUGGCUGCUUAGUAACAACAUCUUCGCAAUCAUCGAACACAUCAACAUCUCAAACACGUUCAUCGUUUGUUCGUCCUGCUCUACCGACCAAUGUACUUCGAUUAACAGUCGUACGCAAAUAA